CAGUUCCCACUCCGUAGGGAGGAGUUAACAUAAUUUACGCUUUCCGUGGGAGAGGACAGGGGGCGAAUAGGGAACUUAAAAGGGUUGUGCAACGUUUGCAUCAGGGAAUCGAUAGCCGGGAAUUGAAGGAGUAAAGAGAGCGGAGGGGACAGUCAUUGUGGAUACUGCCGUGGUUCUGUUAAAAACAUUCCAGCAGCUCAAUCGUUCCAUUAUCGCGUGUUAGUUUUGCGUCUUCUGAAUGACACUAGCAGACAGGGGGUUAGCUCACAUGUUGCAUACGUCUUAUUAAUAUCAAACAAUGCGGUAGUGGUGAAAGCAGUGAAAAUAACAAAGAAAGAUAAUAUCUGUAGAGAAGAGGCAAUACUGUAGGUUACAGUUUUCUUUGUUGGGUUCCUCUGCAAAACUAAAGGCUUAAAGAUGUCUAAACCAAAUUACACAGGAACCUUUCACAUGGUGUCUCAAGAUAACUUCGAAAACUACCUCGCAGCUCUGGAUAUUAAUUUUGCCCUGCGGAAGAUAGUGUGUAUGUUGAAGCCCAGUAAACAGAUAGUCCACGACCCGGCCACAGGCAGUAUGAAGAUCCGCACACUCACCACCUUUAAGAACUUUGAUAUGGAUUUCAAACUGGGUCAGGUCUUCACUGAGGACCUGGGACCUGUGGAUGGACGAGUCUGUCAGACCACAGUGGACUGGGAGGGUGAUAAGCUGGUGUGUGUUCAGAGAGGAGAAAAAGAGGGAAGAGGAUGGACACACUGGCUGGAGGGAGACAAGCUACACCUGGAGAUGAGAGUUGGAGAUGUAGUCGCCAGGCAACUCUUCAAGAAGGCCGACUGAAACCACUGGGAAGGAUCUUGUUCAUCAACUCAACGUUCAUGAUUCUCAUUAGAAAACAGUCUAGGACUUGGUAUAUAAGUGCCAUAGUUUUUUUAAUAUGAUCAUCAUUGUUUUAAAACCAUUACUUAAUGGACAAAAUUGAAGAUAUUAUUUAAUUAGUGUGCUAUUUCACUGUGGGAAAGAUUGUCAAUGGUCUAUUUUGAAUGUUGUCAUGGUACAGUGCAGGGUGAACUGUGUAAACAUUCCCAAUGUGUUUCCCCACUACGAUAGUUCACAAUGCCAUUGAAUGUUCCCUUUUGUGAUGUAUGUGGCUGUUCUGUGUUCAAAUAUACCACCUUUUACCUCC
Coregonus clupeaformis (lake whitefish) is the source of this 1180-nucleotide messenger RNA. RefSeq names its product retinol-binding protein 1. The transcript is spliced from 4 exons. Gene Ontology annotation, cellular component: cytosol; nucleus. The coding region runs from base 418 to 834 and encodes 138 amino acids. Gene Ontology annotation, biological process: fatty acid transport. Gene Ontology annotation, molecular function: fatty acid binding. Lineage: Eukaryota; Metazoa; Chordata; Actinopteri; Salmoniformes; Salmonidae. The record is from RefSeq and is a predicted model, not a curated record.